Osmerus eperlanus (European smelt) is the source of this 1412-nucleotide messenger RNA. RefSeq names its product ras homolog family member F (gene rhof). Gene Ontology annotation, cellular component: cytosol. Bases 300 to 932 code for a protein of 210 amino acids. The record is from RefSeq and is a predicted model, not a curated record. Gene Ontology annotation, molecular function: protein kinase binding; GTP binding; GTPase activity. Lineage: Eukaryota; Metazoa; Chordata; Actinopteri; Osmeriformes; Osmeridae. The transcript is spliced from 5 exons. Gene Ontology annotation, biological process: small GTPase-mediated signal transduction.
GUAGAGGAGAGAGGAGAGAAAGUAGCUACACUGUUACAAAAAGGUCUUGCCAAAUAGAUGUUUCCGGUGAAGACGGUGUCCAUCUGAGAAAUCCACUGAAACAUAUAUCGUUUUAGAGGAAGUUGUGACUAGAACAAGACACCUGCUGGAGACGUUGGUUUGUUCCUUAGUCUUAUGAACACAAGCCAUGCUCUGUUUCAUCUGAUAACCGGCGCUGGAUUUGCCAUGAACUUAGCCUCACUUCUGAGGGACUGAUUCAUUCAACUGACAUCAACCGAUCUAGAGUCUCCUGAGGAGCUAUGACUCAAAACGGUGCCCUGACAAGCAAUGGCACUGCGAAAAAAGGUGAAGAUCUCAAGAUUGUCAUCGUUGGAGAUGGCGGGUGUGGGAAAACUUCGCUCCUCAUGGUGUAUGCCAAAGGAGACUUUCCAGAGAAAUAUGCACCGUCUGUAUUUGAGAAGUACGUCACCACCAUCUCUUAUGGAGGGAAGGAGAUUGUGCUCAACCUCUACGACACGGCCGGUCAGGAUGACUAUGACCGAUUGAGGCCCUUGUCCUACCAGAAUGCUAACCUUGUACUGGUGUGUUACGACGUGACAAACCCCACAAGCUUUGAGAAUGUGUUGAUCAAGUGGUACCCAGAGAUCAACCACUUCUGUCAGGAUGUUCCUGUCAUCCUGAUUGGCUGUAAGACUGACCUCAGGAAGGACAAGGAGCGUACCAGGAAGUUGAAAGCCUUGGAUCAGGCUCCUAUCACCUACAUACAGGGUGAUGAAACCAAGAGGCAGAUGAAUGCAGAUCUUUACCUGGAGUGCUCAGCCAAAUAUCGGGAGAACGUGGAGGACAUUUUCAGAGAGGCCACCAAGCGAGCCCUGGCUGCCAGUCGCAGAGCGAGACACCGAGCGAGGAAGAGGCACUGUGUGCUCCUGUGAGGACACACUGGGACGGUGGCCCCAGGGAGGGGACAACUGGAAGGAGACAGAGUCUAGCGGUCUGCUGAGGACGGAUUACAGAGGAGCACUGACCUGCGUUUUCUUCUCCCCCAUGUCAUCCUCAAUGACAAAACCUUCCACUGAGUUGACUUGACAAUCAACAGAACUACACCCCUAACCUCUCUCUCAUCUGGCUAGAGAAACUGAACACUGGAUGGAUGUACCAGAGCCGUUUGGUAGCUCGUAGCGAAGGAGGGUUUUGAGUCUACAGUUUGGUUUGACUCGUAGACCGGACUGGACUGAGAGUAUGAGACAAGUCUGCUUCCUUCUACUAAAUGCAGUGCUCAUAUGUGAGGAUGGGUGUGAGGCACAUUGCUCUUUGGUGUCAAAUAUCCAUUUUCAGAUAAGAUCUUCUUAUGAUUGUAUUAAGAUAUUGUUUUGUACUAAAGGUGCCCUUUUUCAGUGAUGUCUCUAUCCAUG